AUGCCAUUAAAAAGCGGAAAGCGAUUCAAGGCCUAUUUAGGAGGCGUUAAAUUGUUUGAUACAAGUCUGUUAUCCGAUGCAGAAACCUCCGAAGAUGAAAGCACGGUGUUGAGACCCCAAUCUGGAGGAAUAAGAUGGAAUUUAGCUAGAUAUGCGGCAGUUGGCACUGAUUUCCACGAUGGAGUCGUAGUGGAGGCAAGAAAUGGUUGUAUAGUAUCCAAAGCCACAAACGCCAUUUCAAAAGAGCAUUUUAAAGAAAAUAGCGAACUUACAGAACUCACAGAACUAUCGGCUGGUAGUUCAAGUGACUUUGAUACAACUCCUAUGGCAUGCAGAGAAGAAGAGAACUUUAUUCAAAAACCAAAAAAUCAGCUUUUGCCUGUGGUAAAGCCCGACACCGAGUUGAUAACUCCAGAACAGAUGACGAAUUUGUAUGCCCCCUGGAAUACUGCUUUACUGAUUGCAAACACUAUUCAUAUGGCAGCACACCCACCAAAAUCAAAUAUCACUCUGCUAGAAAGAGCCAAGAAUAGAUGCAAAUUCGAUUUGUUUAGUGGAAAAUUGUUCAAUUCAUUGAAAAACCGCCAGAAGUACUUCUGA
Messenger RNA from Rodentolepis nana, 600 nucleotides. NCBI's taxonomy places the organism in Eukaryota, Metazoa, Platyhelminthes, Cestoda, Cyclophyllidea, Hymenolepididae. The record is from the annotation of a GenBank genome assembly.